This is a messenger RNA of Athene cunicularia (burrowing owl), 3321 nucleotides long. RefSeq names its product LIM and SH3 protein 1 (gene LASP1). Lineage: Eukaryota; Metazoa; Chordata; Aves; Strigiformes; Strigidae. Gene Ontology annotation, molecular function: actin filament binding. Gene Ontology annotation, cellular component: focal adhesion. The transcript is spliced from 5 exons. Bases 35 to 643 code for a protein of 202 amino acids. The record is from RefSeq and is a predicted model, not a curated record.
UCUCUUGUCUCUCUUUCCAGUUCUGGCAUAAAGCAUGUUUCCACUGCGAGACCUGCAAGAUGACCCUAAACAUGAAAAACUACAAGGGCUACGAGAAGAAGCCGUAUUGCAACGCAUUCGCUACAAGGAGGAGUUUGAGAAGAACAAGGGGAAAGGCUUUAGCGUGGUGGCUGACACCCCGGAGCUGCAGAGAAUCAAAAAGACUCAGGAUCAGAUCAGCAACAUAAAAUACCACGAAGAGUUCGAGAGGAGCAGGAUGGGCCCGAGCCCCAGCGAGGGUGCUGAGCUGGAGCGCAGGAACUCCCAGGAGAGCACCAAUUACCGGCGACCCGCAGAGCAGCAGCAUCAGCCGUCUCACCACGUCCAACCCAGCAACCCGGGCUACCAGCAGCCAUCGUCUCAGUCCUACGGCUACAAGGAGCCUGCAGCACCGGCCUCGACACAGCGCAACGCUCCUUCUGGAGGGGGGAAGCGUUUCCGCGCCGUCUACGAUUACAACGCGGCCGACGAGGACGAGGUCUCCUUCCAGGACGGCGACACCAUCAUCAACGUGCAGCAGAUCGACGACGGGUGGAUGUACGGCACGGUGGAGCGCACGGGCGACACGGGCAUGCUCCCCGCCAACUACGUGGAGGCCAUCUGAGCGGCGGGAGGGGACGGGGCCCGUGGCUCACAGCCGAGCCCCCAGCCCACACCGGCCCCCCCCUCCGUGUCUGUGUGCGUGUCCGUCUCUCUGUCCCAGCAUCCCUUAUCCCGCCCGCUCCGGCAUCGCCCGCCGGAGCCGCGUCCUGACACCCCGGUUACUCCGUGUUUCUGCAGCCCUCUCCGGUUUCUCUUGCCAAUUUAGCUUUGUUCUAGCUCUGUCGGGACCGAGGGACUGUCUGCAAGGGAUGUUGGGGGCUUGAGAGACCAAACCGCUGCAGCUUUCCCUCUCCGUCGGUCUCCCUCCUCUCCAGCCCUCCCGGGCGCUCCGAUGUUUCCCGGGACCCCAGUAAAGGGGGGAGGAGAUCGUCUUAGGACCAAAUUCCCCCCGCUCUGGCGGGGAUGGGCAAUGUCUGGGUGGACGAGGUGGGGGAUGCUCGUCCCAAGGGCUGCCCUGGGCUGACGGGAGGGACGGGCUGGCAGCCUCCACCCUGCCCCGCUCGGGCUCUGGCUUGUCCCGUUGCUUUUCCCGGCUCCUCUGUGCCGUGUUUCCAUUCAGUCUUCGCUCCCUUCAGUCCUCAAAACAGAAAAACGUUCGCAAUUAAAAUCUGAAGCUAAAUCUUAAGCUAAAUCUUUCUCCCUGGGAUUCAGAGCGGCUGCUCUGGACAGGCCUGGAGGCAGCUCUUGCUGCUUCUGCCUGCGGCUCUGGCUUCUUCCUUCGGCCUUCCCGAUCCCUCCGGGGCUGAGCCGGGGCGGUGCUGGUGCGGGAAGCGGAGCAGCCGCAGCGUUGCUUCGCCCAGAGGCUGCUGCUCCCGCUCGAGGGCUGGAGACGGGCCGGGCUCCCCGCUCCUCUGCGCUGGGGGGGGAGCACUGUGACACCAAGACCUCAAGUCCCCCCUGCAGCUCCAGCUGUCUUUAGGGAUCCCCUGGGCCCCACCUGCCGGGGCAGCCUCUUCCUCUUAGUGCUUGCUCCCCAAAUUCACCCAGAAUCUUCCUCAUUUUCUCUUGCUGCUGCUGGGCUGAAGGGACCCUCCUGAGGCCUCCACCGGCUGGGUGGAUGGUCUGGGGAGCCGGCAGGAUCAGCCCCCAUCCCUGUGCCUCUUCUGAGCCGCGUGUGAAAGAUCCUCCCCCUCUGCCACCACGCUAGGGACCGUCCUGGGUGACUGUCCCCUCUGGCAGCUCGGUCUCGAGUGGCAGAGGCCGGGGUUUGGCACCCCGAAGCACCCUGCACCUCUUGUUGGUCCCCAGCAAGACACGGGAUCACGUCGUGGACCAAAAUCUGACAGCACAUCCCUGUCCCCUUCUUGCUUGGGCUCCAGAGGUCCCAGAGCUGGACAGGGACAGGUAUAACUGGAAGCCUGUGCGGGGAGGGUGGGAGCAGGAUGCUCUUCUCCCAGGUCACAGAAGCCGAAGGGGCGGUGGUGAUGCCGUCGUGCUGCCGCCAGCUCUGCGCUGCCCCAUGCCCACUGACAGCCCCGGCCCUGCCCGGCCCACGGGCACGGGGCAGCCGGAGGGGACUGUCCCCUUGGCGGGCAGCUCAGGGCUUGGGCUGCGCUUCCAAGGGGAAGCUGCUGCUUUUGCUAUUCCCAAAGGAAAAGAGGGAAUUUAGGGACCAAAGUGGCCAAGUUGAUCCAUUCCUUGGCUCUGGGGACACAUCCUGGGGGAUGGUCUCAUGGAGAGGGAGAGGAUCCCACUGCCUCGUGCUUGCAGUCCCCUUUCUCAGAGCACGCGGGGCUGCAGGGCUGGUUCGUGGGUGAUGCUGGGGUCGGGGUGACCAGAGUCGGGGGCUGCUGGAGCAGAUGCUGUUCUGGCAGGGAGGGGGUUCCAGCAGGGCAGAGACCCGCUGGGAGGGCAGGAGCCAGGGACAGGGGAGCGUUCUGCUCCUGGCUUGUUCCCCAGUUGGCUGCAACGGGAUGGGGGGAGAGCGAUGGGGACUCCUGCCACCGUCAUCCCCUCGGGGUGAAAACGGGACCCCAGAAGCUGCCAGGAUGGGCUUUACGGGAUGGGAAUCCCGUUUGGUGCUAAAACAAGCGAGCACAAGAGCAGGGGAGAGGGGGUGGCUGGGCAGGGGGGGCAGUCCACAUCUCCCUGCUAAUCCUCUUCUUAAUCACGUUCUUGUCUGGGAUUUGGGGGGAGUAUCAAUGUGAAUAAACCGUUUUUUAAUGGACCAAAUAACACAGGCAAUUACGUUUUGGUAUAUGGACCUUUUUUUAAUGCUACCUUGAAACCAUUGUCCUAAUUCUCCCCUCCCACGCCCUGCCUCUUCUCCCCUGCCAUGGGAAACAAACCUCUUACUGCUUGAUUUAUGCCUUUUCUCUCGACUUAUGCACUUUUUUGCCUUUUUUUCAUAGCUGAAAAGCACCUAAACCUGUAUUUAAAAUAAAUAAAUAAAUAAAAUAGUAAAAAAAAAAAAGGAAAAAUUAAAAGCUAAAUUGCUUUUCAUCAUGUGUAAAAUAGACCUCGUCCAUCCCAGCUUCCCCGGUUGCGUCUCAGUGCUGAGCUUAGAACGUGUUUUCUUCUGGAUCCGUUGCUUGAUUAUGUACUCCUUCCCAUCGGGUUGAGCACCACCAAUAAAAAACGUUAUUUGGCCUUUUUAACCGAACCAUCGAAUGGAACAAACCAACCGAUUCUCUUCCCGGUUUACUCGAAUUAAAAAUAAAAGUAUAAUUUUUACCUGCC